AUGCUUGUUGAGAGUACAGGGAUUAAGGACACUGGUUCCCUGAGAUUCUUGGUAGCUUUUGGUAGUCUUCUCCUAGCGGUGCUAUUCAUUUGCUAUGGAUUUGCUGUUGGAGGAGAAGUUUAUACGAAGCCAGUGGUUACGUUUGAAUCCGAUUUCCAAGAAUGCUUUGAAGAGGAUCUCAUUGAUCAUCUCGUGGAUGUCAAUACAAAGAUCGUUCUAAUGGUUGUAGACGCCUGGAGGCUUUCAUUCUUCGUUGAUCCUGAUUCUCCGAUGACAUUCCUUCGCAAUUCAGUCACAUCUGGGCGAGGAGUGGCUUUUGCUGCCACUGUUCAGACUCCUACGGUCACUAUGCCUAGAAUAAAGGCUCUAACCAGCGGAGUGAUUCCAUCCUUCAUCUCUCUCGUCACUAACUUUUUUGCCAGCGCAAGUACAGAAAUUAAUUGGGUGAAUUCCGCAUCUGUGAUGGGAAAAAGAAUUGCUUUCUUUGGUGACGAUACCUGGCUUCGACUCUUUCCUGAUGCUUUUGUAAACAGCGAAGGUGUCAGUUCAUUCUUUGUCAACGAUUUCACAGAGGUCGAUAACAAUGUCACUCGUCAUCUUGACUCAAAGUUGAACAAUGAUAGCUGGGAUAUGCUUAUUCUCCACUACCUUGGCCUAGAUCACAUAGGGCAUUCGCUUGGUGGAGUUUCGCCGGAAUUCGCCAAAAAAAUUCGCGAAAUGGACAAUAUUGCUCAACGGAUUUUUGAAACUGUCUCGGUGCAUUCUCCCGUGCUAUUAGUAGUAAUGGCUGAUCAUGGCAUGACAUCUGCAGGAUCUCAUGGAGGCGGCAGUGAAGCUGAAUCAAGAGUUCCGCUCAUAUUUUUGCACUCAAAAGUAGAGGUCAAACGAGGAGGAAUACUCAAUGAACUCCCAGAAGUUCAGCAGAUCGAUCUCGCAUCCACCAUACCCUUUUUUCUCAACUGUGAGAUUCCUUCAAGCAGUAUUGGACUGUCGCUUGUUCCGCGGUUAGCAGAACACUGGAGACUCUCUGACCUCACCAUCUUCAAGGCUGCGCUACAGUCAGCUGUGCACUUCUCAAAGUUUGUAGAAGACCCUGCUCUCCGACGCCUUCACAAUGUCGACGCAGUAAAGCGAUGUCAGGAAGCGAAAGCAUAUUCGAAUUAUGUCCAAAGCAGUGCUGCUAGAGGAAUUACUGGACGAGCUCAGGAGAGUCUAAUCAAGUCGCAAGAGCAAGUUCUUGGUUGGCCUAUGUACGUCGGCGUCGCACUAGUAGUACUGGCUUUCAUCGCUGUGCUCCCUAUUUCAUGGUUCCGCUCUCAUGUUUGUUCCAAUGCACACUCUAAACAAAUCACAGUGAAUCCUAACGACUACAUGAACUACAUUGUUUUUGGACUCUACCAUAUCUCUUCAUAUUCUACAAGUUUUAUAGAAGAAGAGCACGAUGUCUGGUAUUACAUUUCUUCAUCGAUAAUUUUGUUCCGCAUUUUCAUCAUCAUAAAAUGUCAUGGUUUCAUUCGUGCGCAGCAAAUCUACUGUGACACGAAAUUUCGAGCUGGAUGCGUGCUGUUAUCUUUGCAUCGCCUGGCUGUUGCUUUCACAGCACAUACCAGACGUCAUUUGCUGCCUCAGCCUGUCGUUCCUGAAUUCCGAUCGCAUGUAUCGCUUAUUGAGCAUGUGUUUGCAGAUCUCAAUCCUGUCAUAAUAUGUAAAUGGAGCCCUUCCAUUACAACAACGAUAUGUGUUUGCUAUAUUCUGUGUCGAAUUCAACCAAGAAAAGCUAUGUCAAGUAUGUGGCGGACGUUAAUACCGUACUCACUCUCUGUCCUCAUAUGUUUGAGAGUCGCAUUUAAUGUCGGACAAGGGUAUAUGAUAUUUUUGAUUCUUGCCGGUGUUCUCGGCACCCUGGUGACGUCAUUUUCACUUGGGACAUUGCUUUAUCUGUGCUAUCUGGUCCGAGCAGAAACUCUACCUCUAGUUGUGAUCUCUUUUGAGUUGGGUGCAUCUACACAACUAUUCACGUCUUCGCCCUAUCUCUAUGCGUUCUUUUGCCAGACAGUUUUCUUCUAUCAGGGUCAAUCAAGCAACAUAUCAUCAAUAGACAUCGCCAUAGGCUACAAAGGUCUUUCAUUCUACAUAGCAGCUUUGGUGGGAUUUCAAAUACUCGUCAACUUCUACGCAGCUCCAUUCGCCUUCACCAUCGGCUAUCUGACUUCCUCCCAGUGCUCAAAAUCCGACUAUGUGUCCCUUUUAAACGCAACACUUCGCCUACGUUCUCUAAUUCUCUUCUCUUCACUUGUGGGAAUGAUCACUCUUUCUGGACAUCUAUUCAUUUUUAGUGUAGUUGCUCCGAAAUUGAUUUGUGAAUUGUUACAUCUGAAUAAUUACAUUUUACAUUUUACGUGGCUCGUUAUUGAUGCUCACUCGCUACUUCAACAAAGGAUCUUCAGCAAAGCCGAAAAGAAGUGA
This is a messenger RNA of Necator americanus (New World hookworm), 2466 nucleotides long. RefSeq lists its product as uncharacterized. Lineage: Eukaryota; Metazoa; Nematoda; Chromadorea; Rhabditida; Ancylostomatidae. Gene Ontology annotation, biological process: GPI anchor biosynthetic process. The coding region runs from base 1 to 2466 and encodes 821 amino acids. The record is from RefSeq and is a predicted model, not a curated record. The transcript is spliced from 20 exons. Gene Ontology annotation, cellular component: endoplasmic reticulum membrane.